AUGCCGACUUUGAUCAAUGGGCAGACCACCUUGGCGACGAACGCUAUACAGGAAUACCAUGAUGCCAAUGUCACGCCAGAAAGACACGAACACGGCUCCAACGGUCCCGUGUACGUGGCUACUCCCUCCUCCACCGGGCGCCGCUAUCCACUCCGCGAGAAACUCGCUCAGGCCUGGAAGGAAAACAACGUGGAACCACUCCGGGGGCUCGAUGGUAAUGCUGGGUGCCCCGUAGGCCUGGCCGAGCUUGCAGAAAACAGACGUAGGGGGUUGCGUCAGCUCGCGAGCUCGGUAUAUCCCCUGGAUGGCGUGCAUGUCCUGACAAACACCCUCGUUAAGCACAUUCUGAUUGAAGAGAGUGCCACAACGUCGUCGCAGCCCACCGCCGUCGGAAUCGAAACUGCAAAUGGCGAGCAGUACCUGGGAGGUGAGAUUAUUGCUGCUGCAGGGUCCUAUCGCACGCCACAGCUACUCAUGCUCUCUGGCAUUGGGCCGAGUGAGAUCCUCAAUGGCCUCGACAUCCCCGUCGUCCUCGAGAAUCCAGAAGUCGGUCGUAAUCUCUCCGACCACCUCCAGCUCACCCAGUACUGGAGACUCAAGGACCCAUCCGCGGGGUACGCUUUCGGAUCGCCGAGCUUUCCCAAUCACCCGGAGUAUGCCCUCGGUCUACCGGUGGACUGGAUGGUCACCACGGACAUUCCAAAGAACGGCCUCGCCGAGGCUAUCGCAGCGGACAGGGAACAGCCUGCCUCAUCGCAAUCUAGCCACCCGCUGUUGAGAUCCGAACGUUCUGUCAUGGAGCAUCUGGUUGUCUACGUUGCCGCGAGCGCCGCCGAUCCAGCGAUUGUGCACGACGGCUCAGCUUUUCCUCGGCACAGAGACUGGCAAAGCACUCAUCGCCGCCGAGACGCCGCCAGAUGGGUUCGAACCUAUGGGGCUAGACUCUGACGACAAGCACCUGGAUGCGCGUGUGCCCCAUGGAGCGUUGUAUGACAUUCUCCCUUACUUUCAUCUUCUGACAAAGAAAGACUAGCACCCCUCCCGCUCUUACAGCUCCUCCUAGCAUCC
Messenger RNA from Aspergillus calidoustus, 1068 nucleotides. Lineage: Eukaryota; Fungi; Ascomycota; Eurotiomycetes; Eurotiales; Aspergillaceae. The record is from the annotation of a GenBank genome assembly.